Messenger RNA from Cololabis saira (Pacific saury), 2592 nucleotides. It is a transcript of the gene map2k7, whose product is annotated as mitogen-activated protein kinase kinase 7. Gene Ontology annotation, biological process: protein phosphorylation. The transcript is spliced from 12 exons. Gene Ontology annotation, molecular function: protein kinase activity; ATP binding. The record is from RefSeq and is a predicted model, not a curated record. Lineage: Eukaryota; Metazoa; Chordata; Actinopteri; Beloniformes; Belonidae. Bases 33 to 1352 code for a protein of 439 amino acids.
GCGCGCCCCCGUGUCCGCGCCGCCGCUACAAGAUGUCGUCGCUGGAGCAGAGGCUGUCGCGCAUCGAGGAGCGGCUGAAGCAGGAGAACGAGGAGGCCCGGAGGAAGAUCAACCUCAGCAUCGACAUGAGCCCGCAGCGGUCCCGCCCCCGGCCCAUCAUCGUGAUCCAGCUCAGUCCUGCUCCAGCCCCCUCCCAGCGUGCAGCGCUCCAGCUGCCGCUGGCCAACGACGGAGGCAGCCGCUCGUCAUCGUCGGAGAGCUCGCCUCAGCACCACCCGUACCCCAGCCGGCCCCGGCACACCCUCACGCUGCCCACCACGCCCUACGGCCUGCAGAAGAGCCUGGAGAACGCGGAGAUUGACCAGAAACUUCAGGAGAUCAUGAAACAGACGGGUUACCUGAAGAUCGAUGGACAGCGAUACCCGGCGGAGGUGACGGACCUGAUCAGCGAGGGAGAGAUCGGGAGCGGCACUUGUGGACAAGUCUUCAAAGUGCGCUUCAAGAAGACGGGCCACGUCAUCGCCGUUAAGCAAAUGCGUCGUACAGGAAACAAGGACGAGAACAAGAGGAUCCUGAUGGACCUGGAUGUGGUUCUGAAGAGUCACGACUGUCCCUACAUCAUCCAGUGCUACGGCGCCAUCGUCACCAAUACGGACGUAUUCAUCGCGAUGGAGCUGAUGGGAACGUGUGCGGAGAAGCUGAAGAAGAGAAUCCAGGGCCCCAUCCCCGAACGGAUCCUGGGAAAGAUGACGGUGGCGAUAGUGAAGGCCUUGCUGUACCUGAAAGAGAAGCACGGCGUCAUCCACCGAGACGUCAAACCCUCCAACAUCCUCCUCGACGAUAAAGGUCAGAUCAAGCUGUGCGACUUCGGCAUCAGCGGGCGCCUCGUGGACUCCAAGGCUAAGACCCGCAGCGCCGGCUGUGCUGCCUACAUGGCGCCUGAGAGGAUCGACCCUCCGGAUCCCACCAAGCCUGACUACGACAUCCGAGCCGACGUGUGGAGCCUCGGCAUCUCUCUGGUGGAACUCGCCACAGGACAGUUCCCCUACAAGAACUGCAAGACGGACUUUGAGGUUCUGACCAAAGUGCUGCAGGAGGAUCCUCCUCUGCUGCCGCUCAGCAUGGGUUUCUCCCUCGACUUCCAGUCCUUCGUCAAAGACUGCCUCACAAAGGAUCACAGAAAACGGCCAAAAUACCACCAGCUGCUGGAGCACAGUUUCAUCCGCCGCUACGAGGUUCUGGAGGUGGACGUGGCCGGCUGGUUCCAGGCGGUGAUGGACCGCACCGAGUCGCCUCGCAGCAGCCAGUGUUACAGCCACCAGCACAUGCUGCACUCGCUGUUCAGCAGGUAGCCUAGCAACCAGCGGCCCGCCGUCGGCCCGACCGGCCCACCGUCAGCCCGCCGCCGCCAGACUAGAGCAGCUUUAGCUUCGCCGACCCCAGACUACACCUGCACUAGUCUAGACGCCAGCGGCGGCGCCCGGGGCCAGACCCGCCCGGCCGGUUCCUCCUGAACCCGCAGAGCUGACGGAGGAGAGACUCGGUGGAAGACUCUAGACGGACAGACGGAGCGACGGACAGACAGACGGACGGAUGGAUGGAUGGACGGGUGUCGGAGGCGGGUUUAUUUAGGAGUCUGCUGAGUUUGGACCGGCAGACACGGGUGGGGGGGGCUCUAGUUAGCGUCAUACAAGCCGCGGCGCUCGCCACGCUUCACUCUAGUGAUGCACCGAAAUGAAAAUUUGUGGCCGAAACCGAAAAUAAUAUAAACACUUGGCCGAAUACCGAACAAUACCGAACAUGGUUCUUCGCAGUUUUUCAUUUAUUUUGCCAAUUUUUUCACCAUUGCAUAAAUCAAAUACAUUUGAUUUAGGCAUGCUUUUCAAAGAAAAAAAUCUUUUACAAAAUUACAAGGUAGAAAAUAUUUAUUGAACAUAAAAAACUGAACAUUUUUUAAUUUCCCGGCAUUAUGUUGUUUUGGUUCCACCUCCUGGUGAAUGUUAGGUAAAAUUCUAUUUAUGUUUGUGGUGCGCAAACGUUACAGGAACGGCCAGUCUAUUUCCUUAUAUUACAACGCCGUUAUUAAUUGUUAGUUUUUUCCUCCACUUAUUCCACCGAAUGUGUUUUUUUUUGCCAUUUUCGGCCCGAACAAUUUCGGUUACCGAACAAUCGGUGCAUCACUACUUCACUCGCGUACUAACUUUGACAUUAACACCUGGGUGUCUCGUUCGCGGCGUCGAUCCAAACGGUCGGAGCGGUCGGCAGAGUAGUCGCUCUCGAGCGUGCGUUGCCACGACGACGGCCGCGUCAGGUGGGAUUCAGAUCCUUCAGGUGUUUCUGCCGUUGGACACGCCCACCGGCUGUUCCAGCCUUCUCAUUGGCUCGGGUGAUCCAACCGCUCCGUUCGGUCCUGGAUCGUCAUCCGCAUUAAUCCUGCAGUGAAACGUGUUAAAGAUAUCAUCGUUGUAUUUAGCUGUUUUUGUAAUUGGGAAAAAACAAAAAUACAAAAAAAUUAGUGUAGAUGUUUAGCUUUCUAGACUCGACGGUGGCUUUUAUUGUGUAUUUGGAGUUGAACUACGGAGCGUUUUUAAA